CCUCAGCUGUGUAUUCAGUGUGUUGAGCAGCAGAUUUAUCUCCACCAUCACCAGGACAAGCAGCACGACCAGACAGCGACCGUUGCACAUGAUGAUGGAGGUCACCGACUAUGGAGAUUAUUCCAACCAAUCAUAUUAUGACUACAAUUCCACAGAUUAUCCGAGAGAAGAACCAUGUAAUCACCUGAAGAACCAGAGUGUUGAGCUUGUGAUUGGUCCUUAUGUCCACUCCAUCAUCUGCAUCCUGGGCUUCGUGGGGAACAGUCUGGUGAUCGUCACCUACGCCUUCUACAAGAGGACAAAGUCCAUGACUGACGUCUACCUGCUCAACGUGGCCAUUGCAGACCUGGUGUUUGUGGUGUUACUGCCUCUCAUCGUCUACAACGAGCUGACGGCGUGGUCCAUGGGGCCGGUCGCCUGCAAGCUACUGCGUGGCUCCUACAGCGUCAACCUCUACAGCGGCAUGCUGCUGCUCGCCUGCAUCAGCACUGACCGCUACAUUGCCAUCGUCCAGGCCCGCCGCAGCUUCAGACUGCGCUCUCUGCAGUACAGUCGCCUCAUCUGCACCAUCGUCUGGGUCUUUGCCUUACUGCUGUCCGUCCCUUCCUUCUACUUUUACAACCGGUAUGAUGCAUCUCCCAGUGAGAGCUUCUUUAUCACUGAGGAGAUGGACUGGGUUCCGGACUUUGAGCCUUCUCAUUAUGUCUGUGAGUUCAAGUUCAUGGACACCACUAUAGCCAAGAAAGCAAGGGUGGCGAUACCCAGCACCCAGCUGGCUGUGGGUUUCUUCCUGCCACUGCUCAUCAUGGUCUUCUGCUACACCGCCGUCAUCAUCACCCUGCUCAAAGCCAAAAACUUUCAGCGGCACAAGGCGGUGCGGGUGGUGCUGGUGGUAGUGGCGGUGUUCGUCAUCUGCCACCUUCCCUACAACGUCACACUGCUGUAUGACACCAUCACCAUGUUUGGAGAAAUGACAUGUGAAGACUCAGAUGCCUUACUCACAGCCAAGACAGUGACGCAAACCAUUGCCUACCUGCACUGCUGCCUGAACCCGGUCCUGUACGCCUUUGUGGGGGUGAAGUUCAGAAACCAUUUCAGGAGGAUCGUCCGGGAUGUUUGGUGUCUGGGGAAGAGGUACAUCGCACCACGACGCUUCUCCAGGACCACCUCAGAGGUUUUCAUGUCCACACGCCGUUCGGUUGACGGAACCAGUGAAAAUGGCUCGUCUUUCACCAUGUGAGGAUGCCAGGCGGGUUCAUCUGUGGCUCCGUCUGAUGUGGAAGAGAAAAUGUUGGAACUGCGAUGCCUAGCUCAAGGCCUGAUUGUCCUGGAAGAAAAACCAGAUCUAAGUCUAUCGUUUUAUAACCUGUGUUGUUCAGGCUGUGCAACUAAAGUCACAAUGUCAACAAGAAAUUACCCUUUUAUUUAACAAGAAUCAUCUCAAAGUUUAAAAGCCUGGUAUCAAAGCAACCCCGUUUAUCAAAGCACUCCUGGACCUUGUCUUCAGCUGAGACAAAACACCAGACUUUUACAGAUAAAUAAAUUCUCUCCCAUUUAAAAUCAGACUUCAUUUUUACCACUGAAACGCCGGACAGGAACACAUCUAGAGAUAAAGUAUGUUGACAAUUAGAUGGACUACUCUUGUGCAACAACAAAAGCCAAAUCAGGUUUCACUGAAGUACCCCCCCCACAUUCAGACAGUCCACCUAAAUUAUUAAGCUAAGAAAAGAUGGCAAAUAUGACCCCAAGUGAGUUAACUGAAUUAAAAAGUUAUUGGGAUGUUCUGCAAUAAGGACGGUCAAUGCUGACAGGUUAUGUCAUGGUCAGACUGCACAAUAUUUCUGCAAUGAUUUGAAGGUCACUGUGUCAGAUUAGGCAAUCACAGAGCUAUUUGUGCCAUGACUCAACCAAUGAACAUGAUGGACUACGCAGUGGUACCCCACCAGUCAUCAGGACCAUUGGGAUGAUGCUGCAAGGAGGACAGAUGGGGCUGGACGACACCUGGAAAGAAGCCUGUAAACAAACGUUCUGUGUUUACUGUGCUGUUUUGUAUCUAUUUGUCUGUCCAAACAUUUUGAUGAAUGCUGUGCUAGCUUGAUGCUAAAACUAAUGGCAGUUACUCACUGGGUUGCCAUUUUGGGCCAGCAUUUCUGUUUUUUCAGUCUGUCGUGGUCGUUCCUCAACAACAUAUCGUAAAUGCAGGGAUUAUGACAAAGAUUGACCAACUUCUCCUCUGUCUCAAACUUCCACUCUCACAGCACCAACUUCAUCACUCUUCUUACCUUCAAUGUUUGUUUAGUUUACUUUUGUGUCUUUUGCAUGUGCAGAGCACUCUGUACUCUCAUUGGUCACUGGCAUGACAGAACGCCUAUCUGUAAGGAGAUUGUUAGGCUUCACAGAUGUGGCCUUGAACCCCUAGACAGCUGUAAUGGGCUAUGAAAAUGGUUAGAACAUGUAGCCUGACCCUGCCUUGGUUAAAACAGGCAAUAAGGGCAAAAAGGGGAAAAUAUAUCAGGGGAAAACAUUUGAACACGUAGGUUAUAAAGUGUCAAAAAUAGGUAAUGGGUGGUAAUUCAGGCAGGAAAUGGUUAAAAAAGGGGUUAAAACGUGUCAAAAAUGGUUUACAAAGGGGUAAUAUGGGCAAAAUAUGGGCAAAAGGCAUUUGAAUGUGAAAAUGGGGUAUAACUGGCAACUAUGGGCAGAUAGGGUGGUAAAGAUGGGUUAAAAAUGAUCAAUAGAGGGUUUUAAGUGGCAAACGUGGGCAGAAAAUGUAGUAAAGAGGGGUUGAAAUUUUUAAGAAAUUAGUAAAAAUGGACUAAAAUUAGUUUAAGAAUAACAACAAGUGGUUAAUGAAUACAAUAAGGGCAAAAAAGAGAAAAGAAGCAGGGAAAAUUGUGAAAAUAGGUUUUAAAUGGAGAUUAUUGGCAGAAAAAGUGGUAAAAAUGAAUGAAAAUGGGUUAGAAGUGGGAAAUAAAGGUGGUAAAAAAUGUUAAAUGAGUAUCAAGUGGGCAGUGUGGGCAGAGAAGUGGUAGAAAUGGUUUACAGGGGCAAAUAGGGGCAGAAGAUUGAUAAAAAAUGGUUAAGAAGUGUCAAAAAAGGGUUUAUAUGUAGCUAAUAUGGGCAAAAGGCAUUUGAAUGUGUUGAAAAUGGGGUAUAACUGGCAACUGUUGGCAGAUAGAGUGGUAAAGAUGGGUUAAAAAUUAUCAAUAGAGGGUUUUAAGUGGCAAACAUGGGCAGAAAAAGUGGUAAAGAGGGGUUGAAAUUUGUAGUAAAUUAGUAAAAAUGGGCUAAAAUUUGUUUAAGAAUAGCAACGAGUGGUUAAUAGAUGCAAUAAGGGCAAAAAGAGAAAAAAAGGCAGGGAAAAAUUGUGAAAAUAGGUUUCAAAUGGCAUAUAUCGGCAGAAAAAGUGCUGAAAGUGGGUUAAAAGUGGCAAAUAGGGGCAGAAAAUGUGUUGAAAAUGGGUUAGAAGUGGGGAAAAAGGUAGUUAAAAGUGUCAGAUGAGCGGCCAGUGUGGGCAGAAGAAGGUGAUAGAAAUGGGUUACAGGUGGCAAAUAGGGGAAGAAGAUUGGUACAAAGUGGAAAAAAUGAGUCGAAAUGGUUCACAAAUGAGAAUGUGAGCAGACAGUUGGCAGAAAAAGUGGUUAAAAAUGUCAAAAAUGGUGACAAAUGUGACAAAAACUGGUAAAAAGAGGCCAAAAAGUGGCAAAAAGGGUGUAUUUGGUCAGGAAGAAGUGGGGAAAGAGAGUUAAAAAGUAGUGAAACAAGGUUGAAAUGAACACAGAUAAACAUUUUCAACAUUAAAACCCAACAAAAGCUUGGCACACUUUUUAGCUCCAAAAUUGGGAGCUGUUAGAAAAGAUUUUAGUUCCAAUGCCACCAAGCAACAGAUUUACUGAUGUCAUUGAUAAAACCUAACUGGGUGUUUUAGGGGCCCUGCCAGUUCUGUGGGCAGGCCUGGGUAACAUGAUGGACAAACUCCUUACACAAGUGUGCUCGGGUACAGAACAAUGUCACUGAUGUAAAAGCAGAAAAGCGGGGGAGGGGGGAGCAACUGCACCUGGGCACACGAUGAAACAAUCAUAUAUGAAGGGAAAACACCUUCAGUUUCACUGAUGUAGCAGUGCAGCGUCAGCUUUAAAGGUCAACAUCAUAUAAUAAAUGAAUUAAACUCCAUAAUCAACAGAAGGGGAACCAUUUAUGGAACGCUGACAAUAUGGAUCUAAAAUACUUCUAUGAGAAACUCACAUUAAUGGAACUUAGACAUCUGAUUCAUAAUUUAAACACAGUUAAUCUGCUGAGAGCUUUUUAAAGUUUGUAAGGUGUUUUAUUGAUGUGUCUUCUUUCUUUUUAAAUAUUUUUCUGUAUUGCUUUGUUUAAUUUUGCUUAACACACAUACCCAUUCAUGCACACAGAGGAUCCUGAACUUGUUGAUGUUAGCGCCUCCUGCUGGAUGAACUGUGCGACUUCCUGUCCUUGUGUA
This is a messenger RNA of Cheilinus undulatus (humphead wrasse), 4480 nucleotides long. It is a transcript of the gene ccr6a, whose product is annotated as chemokine (C-C motif) receptor 6a. The transcript has 2 exons. Gene Ontology annotation, cellular component: membrane. Gene Ontology annotation, molecular function: chemokine receptor activity. Bases 89 to 1240 code for a protein of 383 amino acids. Lineage: Eukaryota; Metazoa; Chordata; Actinopteri; Labriformes; Labridae. The record is from RefSeq and is a predicted model, not a curated record. Gene Ontology annotation, biological process: G protein-coupled receptor signaling pathway; chemotaxis; immune response.